AUGCCCAUCGUCAGGCGGCGAAGUCGCGAUACCACCGUCUCACCACAGAGCAAGUCAAAUAAGAAAGGACUCUCGGUUGCCAUGAACAAACCGAUUUAUUCAUUCUUCAAUGCUGUUACACAGCGUCAAAAUUCAUCGCAGCCUUCGGCGAGUCCGGAACGAUUGCCGAAAUCUGUUGAUGAUCUGGAGACUAUCCAAGACGAAUUUGAAGACGAAGAUAUAGCCAAUGACAUUAGCUUACCUGUAUCAACUCAAGGCUCAAGCAUCGCGCUGGCUAUGCGCAAACGUAAAUCGCCUCUCAGUCAGGAUGGCAGAGGCGUAGCCGACAAUUUGGCGCCAGCAUCCCUCAAGUUCCGCAAAACGAGUAACGGCAGUCGUCUUCCAACACCCGUGCUUUCCUCGGAUGGAAGACCUUGGAUGGAGCGAUUUGGCCCACUCGACAUAACCGAGCUCGCAGUACACAAGCGAAAGGUUGCCGAUGUGCGGCAAUGGCUCGAGCACGCUAGAACGGCGAGGCGGCAACAAGUACUGGUUUUGAAGGGCCCGGCGGGCACUGGCAAAACCACGACGGUCAAAUUGCUGACCAAAGAACUCGGAAUCUCACUGAUUGAGUGGAAGAGCUCUGUAGCUGCUGACGCUGAUUCAGGGGAUGCUCGGACCCAGUCUGCGCAAUUUGAGGACUUUAUCGGCCGAGCAGGAAAAUCUACGAGCCUGUCCCUCAGUUCGGAUGCUGCUGGGACAUUGACACCACCAGUAUCAUUGACGCCUGCUGUAAGCAGUUUGAACGGUAACCAAGCACUGCUCAUAGAAGAGUUCCCAAGCACAUUUUCUCGCUCUUCCAAUGCGCUGCAGUAUUUUCGCUCUUCGAUCCUCCAAUUCCUAGCAUCAGAUGUACCAAGACAUGUGAACGCAGUUCCUAUCGUGAUGGUUAUAUCGGAAACGUCAGCGUCGAGCAACACCGCUGCCGCCGACAGCUUCACUGCACAUCGACUUCUCGGACCCGAACUAGGCAACCAUCCUUAUGUUAAUGUGAUCGAGUUCAAUCCCGUGGCGCCAACAAUCUUGAUCAAGGCGCUCGAGCUGGUAGUUGUCAAAGAGUCCCGUUUCUCUGGCAGAAGGAAGACUCCAGGGCCACUGGUACUUCAACGUCUUGCCGAGACCGGCGACAUACGAAGCGCCGUAUGCUCACUGGAGUUUCUGUGCCUGCGUGGCGACGAGGGUGAUACGUGGUCAAGCAAGGUGGCCUUCACGAAAACCAAGAAGGCGAAAUCGCAAUCAUUGACAGAAGCCGAAGAGCAGGCUUUGAAGUUGAUCAGUAAUCGAGAGAGCAGUCUCGGAAUAUUUCAUUCUGUCGGCAAAGUCGUCUACAACAAACGUGUCCAAUCAACAUCUAAGGAAGACCCUCUCCCUGGGUGGCUAUCUCAGUAUUCUCGCAAUAAUAUACCAGAAACAGAUGCCGACGAGCUCUACAACGAGCUUGGAACUGAUGUGAUGACUUUUCUGGCAGCUCUCCACGAGAAUUACGCCCCUUCUUGCAACAGCACAUCGGCUGAACAAAGCCUCGAGUGCAUGCAUCAAUGCUUGGAGCAAUUAUCAGACGCCGAUCUGCUUUCCAUAGAUCAAUUUGCAUACAGCAGCCGCGUGUCUUCGGGGUCCGCUGCAGAUGGCCUGCGGCAGGAUGAGUUGUGCUUUCAGGUCGCUGUGCGAGGCCUUCUGUUCAGUUUGCCUAAUCCAGUCCAUCGCGCUACACUUCCCGGGAGCAGACCGGGUGAUUCCCACAAAAUGCUGUAUCCAGCUUCCUUGCGAUUGUGGAGAAAGCAGGAGGAGACCACAGAUCGACUCAAGUAUAUCUUUGAUCAACUUUGCUCGACGGAGGCGACACUCGACCUCCCAUCAAAUAGAAACGGUCGCCUUGCUACGCCUCAAGGCGUCGAGAGCUGGAGGUCGAAUGCCUUGGGCGUCACCAACACCGCCAUCACAGAAGUGCAGGCCGAUCAGGCCGCACGAUAUAUUCCGGACCAGAAGCUCGACCUACUGCUAGACCGAUUGCCUUACAUGGCGCGGAUACUGCCUGUCAAAGAGCUGACCUCUUCAACUCUCGUGACCAAACCUUCUGGCAGCGAAUUACAGUCUCUGCCCGAGACAGUACCCGCUGACGAGGCAAAUGACGAUUUUGAUUCAAGCGUGGCGCGGGGGAUUCUCGCCAUCAAAUCGAAAUCCAACUCUAGCGAAAAGACGCCAUUCGGGGCUCCGAAAAUAUCUGGGCAUGUGCCAGCCCGCACGCCACAUGUUGCUCGAUCCGAAGUCGCGGAGGUUUCGAUAGGCAGUCUCGUUUUAGAGGAUGAUGAUAUUGUCGAUGACUGA
Molecule: messenger RNA, 2364 nt
Organism: Dissoconium aciculare CBS 342.82
Lineage: Eukaryota; Fungi; Ascomycota; Dothideomycetes; Mycosphaerellales; Dissoconiaceae
Product: Rad17-domain-containing protein
Exons: 3
Coding region: 1-2364 (787 amino acids)
Biological process (GO): mitotic DNA replication checkpoint signaling; DNA repair; DNA damage checkpoint signaling
Molecular function (GO): chromatin binding
Source: RefSeq, a predicted model, not a curated record